Molecule: messenger RNA, 387 nt
Organism: Glycine soja
Lineage: Eukaryota; Viridiplantae; Streptophyta; Magnoliopsida; Fabales; Fabaceae
Exons: 3
Coding region: 1-387 (128 amino acids)
Biological process (GO): maturation of SSU-rRNA from tricistronic rRNA transcript (SSU-rRNA, 5.8S rRNA, LSU-rRNA)
Cellular component (GO): 90S preribosome; preribosome, small subunit precursor; nucleolus
Source: RefSeq, a predicted model, not a curated record
AUGGAAGCACAUAAAAAGAAAAAGACCAAACAACAAAGGUGGCAGAAGAAAUUGAAGGCAUAUAAUCUAUCUUCACUUUUAGAGUCCCUUCCUGAGGUGAAGGCAUCAAAGAAACCAGGUUACGAGAAUGACAGCAAACUUAAGUGUAAAUCCAGGCAGAUGCUAGUAUUGAGUGAAAGAGAUCGAAUUUCUGCUGUUCUCGACGAUCCUACCUUUCAAGUGGAUCCACUGUCUGCCACUCAUGAAUAUGUACAGAACAAACAACCGGUAGUAGAGGAACAACCCAAGAAAAAAGUGAACAAAAAUGGAUCCAAGAAGAAGAAAUCAAAGGCUUCAACUGGGCUACAAUCUAUGGAAAUUUUGUGUCUUUGUGUGGCUGCUAUAUGA